AUGGUCGUGCUCAAGACACACAUCGACAUCAUCACUGAUUUCUCCCCGCAGACAGUCGAGGGCCUCAAGGCCGCCGCUCAGAAACACAACUUCCUCAUCUUCGAGGACAGAAAGUUCGUCGAUAUAGGCCACACAGUCCAGAUGCAGUACCAUGGCGGCAGCCUACGCAUCUCCGAAUGGGCGCAUAUCGUCAACUGUGCCGUGCUAGCGGGGUCAGGCAUUGUCGAUGCUCUAGCGCAGAUAUCUUCCUCGGGCGUAUUCCCUUACCCCGCUGGCGAGAGGGGACUGUUGAUUCUCGCUGAGAUGACUUCCAAGGGCUCGUUGGCAACGGGCGAGUAUACGAAGCUGUCGGUUGAGAUGGCCAGGAGACAUGCUGGGUUCGUCAUGGGGUUCGUGGCUACGCGGUCCCUGGGCGAUAUCGAGACUGAGACUGAGCGCAAGGCCGAUGAAGACUUUGUGCUAUUCACCACGGGUGUCAAUCUUGCCUCGAAGGGUGACCAGUUAGGCCAGCAGUAUCAGACUCCCGAGUCGGCUGUGGGCAGAGGAGCGGACUUUAUCAUCUCGGGGAGAGGUAUCUAUGCUGCUCCUGACCCUGUGGAGGCCAUAAAGCAGUACCAAUCUGCAGGCUGGAGCGCAUACCUCAAGCGUAUAUCCAGAUAA
Molecule: messenger RNA, 660 nt
Organism: Trichophyton benhamiae CBS 112371
Lineage: Eukaryota; Fungi; Ascomycota; Eurotiomycetes; Onygenales; Arthrodermataceae
Exons: 1
Coding region: 1-660 (219 amino acids)
Biological process (GO): 'de novo' UMP biosynthetic process; 'de novo' pyrimidine nucleobase biosynthetic process
Cellular component (GO): cytosol
Molecular function (GO): orotidine-5'-phosphate decarboxylase activity
Source: RefSeq, a predicted model, not a curated record